Plasmopara halstedii is the source of this 822-nucleotide messenger RNA. RefSeq lists its product as uncharacterized. Bases 1 to 822 code for a protein of 273 amino acids. The record is from RefSeq and is a predicted model, not a curated record. The transcript has a single exon. Lineage: Eukaryota; Oomycota; Peronosporomycetes; Peronosporales; Peronosporaceae.
AUGGUUCACACAACGUUUCUCGUGCUCGCAGUAAGUGCCUCAUGUGCCGUGGCUCAAGACAGUGACAGUCUUAUGUCGGUCGGUACCAAUGGAGUUACCGUGCAAGCCGAGGGAGGUACAACUUCGUUCAUGAACACGGAAUACAAUCCGGAUAGAUGCGUCUUGCAAUUUCUCAGUCUUGAAUGUGAUGACAAUUGCGCCAAUCUCAACGGCUAUGAACUUGAGUGUGUGACUCAAGGCAAGCAAAAUGGAAAGGAUAAGAAGUUGUGCCAAUGCAAGGCUGAAGAUACUGAAAAGUGUCAAAAUUCGGUUAGUCCGAAUGUUACGUCCGGCACAGUGCCGCAGUUUGGCGAAUGUAGCGACCAGAAUCAAUGCGCUGAUGUAUACGGAUACAUUGCUACGUCGACUGAAGAAGGCCCUAUUUGUGCCGAGAAAAUUCACUGCGUCAAAGAGAUUAAUACGACAGCUACCCAACCCGCCUCAAUCUGCCACACUUGUAUGUCCUGUAUCGCUCAAAACGACGCUGCUGAUAAACAACUUGCAGAUGUUAAACGUUUUAAUUGCUCGGCCAUCUGCCCUCAGGAGAUUCUGGCUACCGUGGCUGAGCGUAACGCCGCCGGUGUUGGUAUUGCCGAUUCUUACAAUUUGACUGAGGCGGGUUCUGACGAUUCCGAGUCCAACUCGAAUGCGUCGUCAACGCCUGCAAGCAGUGACAAUGACACUAACCAGGAUACCAGUAGUGCGACAUCUCCCGUUCAGAUUAGUGCGGUCUCGAUUAUCUCUGCAAUUGUAGGUUUUGCCCUACUUGGUGCUAUGAUCUAG